This is a messenger RNA of Rhinocladiella mackenziei CBS 650.93, 1329 nucleotides long. RefSeq lists its product as uncharacterized. Gene Ontology annotation, molecular function: hydrolase activity, hydrolyzing O-glycosyl compounds. NCBI's taxonomy places the organism in Eukaryota, Fungi, Ascomycota, Eurotiomycetes, Chaetothyriales, Herpotrichiellaceae. Bases 1 to 1329 code for a protein of 442 amino acids. The transcript has a single exon. The record is from RefSeq and is a predicted model, not a curated record.
AUGGCGUGGUCGAUUUGGCAAGUCUUCAGACCAAAGAUAGUGCUUGGAAGCGGGGUCAGGGUCAGGCGGAGGCGCAAUCUUUGGAAUCUUGCUAAAGGGCCGCUUAUUCUGAUUCUUGUUACCUUCGCAGGCUUAUGGUUAUCUUUCCGUGUUCUUUGGAGAAGAGGAAGUGUUCCGGCCAAUUUGUCAGUCUAUCCCGAUGUUCAGAGCAUCAAAGACCAUGUAUUUGUCCCUUUCGAUCCCCACCAACGGUUAUUCAAUCCUCCACUCAGUACCCGAGGCCGAAAUAUUAUCGAUAAAAGCCGCCGACGGAUUAAGCUCAUAUCGGUAAAUUGGUAUGGAGCCAGCGACACUUUCAUGGUACCGGGGGGGCUUUCCCUCCAAAAUCGAAGCAACAUAGCUCGGACCAUUCGUGAGCUUGGCUUCAACAGUGUACGACUUCCCUAUGCCGAUGAGAUUGUUCGCAAAAACCCCCUCAUCGAUCCGGUUCACUUGACGGCCAAUGAGGAUCUGAUUGGAGGAAGAGCAUUGGAUAUUUAUGCCGCCGUCGUGCAGGCCUUGACAGAAGCCGGACUGGCCGUGAUUGUGAACAACCAUAUCACCAAGGCAAGAUGGUGUUGUGAUGGCUAUCCUUGUGACAUGGGCUGGUCCAACAGCGACCUUGGUCCAUUGUGUCCCGUGCGGCAGUCGGAAGAAGAUUGGAUUCAAAAUUUGGAAACCAUCAUGCGACCUCACAUCCACAAUCCCGGUGUCGUGGGUGUUGACCUUCGAAAUGAAGUUCGUGGACCUUCCGGACGGUAUCUUUGGGACCGAUGGGCCGCUGCCGCGGAGAAAGCUUCUGAAAGACUGCAUCGACUUCAACCGGAGUGGUUGAUGAUUGUGGAGGGAGUGUCAUCUGCCAACGACAUUACUGGUGCAGAAGAUCGACCGGUUCGCAUUCGACACCCAGACAAAUUGGUGUAUUCAGCCCACAUAUAUGGAUGGUCAGGAUGGGGAACAUUGGUUCCAUAUUGGUAUCGCACAUAUAAGUCUUUUGCCGAGGAUAUGGACAAGAAUUGGGAAUAUUUGCGGAAGACCGAUACCGCUCCAGUGUGGAUUGGUGAGAUUGGAGCACCAAAUCAACCCGGCCGAAGAGACUAUCAUUAUUGGAGAAAUUUGAUGCGAUAUUUACGCGAAUCCGAUGUUGAUAUUGCAUAUUGGGCAUUGAAUCCGCGCAAGCCGAAGAACAACCAGGCUGAAUCAUAUGGCCUUUUGGAGGAUGAUUGGAAAACUCCUGUAUAUGAUUAUAGGUUGAUGGAUAUAUCGAAGCUGCGACCGAAGGAGACUUAA